GCGUGUAUGUCUUACAUGAGUCAUGCCAUCUCCCUAGAAGGUCCCACAGUCCAUUGCUCUUUGUCUCUGAGUGCUGUAUUACCCUGUACUUCCUUCUCAGUUACAUGGACACAGAGCAGUAUGAAGAAGCUGUGCGGGACUAUGAAAAAGUGUAUCAGACGGAGAAAACAAAAGAACACAAACAGCUCCUCAAGAACGCACAGCUGGAACUGAAGAAGAGCAAGAGGAAAGAUUACUACAAGAUCCUGGGAGUUGACAAGAAUGCCUCUGAGGAUGAGAUCAAGAAAGCUUACCGGAAGCGGGCCUUGAUGCACCAUCCAGAUCGGCACAGUGGGGCCAGUGCCGAGGUCCAGAAGGAGGAGGAGAAGAAGUUCAAGGAAGUGGGCGAGGCCUUUACCAUCCUCUCUGACCCCAAGAAAAAGACUCGUUAUGACAGUGGGCAGGACCUGGAUGAGGAGGGCAUGAAUAUGGGCGGUGAGUUUGUUUGGGCACCUGGAAUGAAGAGGGUCCCUGCAAAACAGGUUU
Messenger RNA from Cricetulus griseus (Chinese hamster), 525 nucleotides. The record is from RefSeq and is a predicted model, not a curated record. Lineage: Eukaryota; Metazoa; Chordata; Mammalia; Rodentia; Cricetidae.